GUCUUAAUUAAUAAAACUGUAACACCUGUGUCAGCUUCACACCAGAAUGGAUGCUGUGUGAUCUGGUUUGUUCAAAUUAUUAAUAAAGAGAGAGUUCUUGUUUGUGGUGUGAACUGUGCAGGUGAAAUGCAUAAUACAUUGUACAGCUUAGAGCACACAAAAUUUUUCCAGCCUUUUAGAGAGAGACAGAGACAGAAAAGAUGACACUAACAUGCUGUCUCCUCUUUUAGACGGAGAGAGGUUCCAGCGCUUGUUUGGUGAGUACCUGAAAUUAAAAUCUAAAAUGAAAUUGACAGCAGUUUAUCACUUGAGUGUGGAUGAAAACUUACCCACUCCCUGAUAUCACAAAAUCCUUUUCUGAAGAGAUCCCAACACAUUCAAUAUAAUAUUAUUCUUAUGUAAUCUUUUUUUUUUUUCUCAAAUCCUCAAAGUUGCUCCAAAGUUCUCCAAAAUACAAUCAAAUUGUGCUCAUUUCACAUAAUUGUUACGCCUUUGGUUGAAGUCUGUCCUUUUGAAUUAAUGCCAUAUUCAGUUUUGUGUCCCGCAUAAAAUUGUAGACUUUUAAGGUUGUUCAUUUGGGUAUAAAAUUUACUCUGUGUGUGAGUGCUUCUUGCCCAAGGGCACAGAAGGUCCUCAAGCAUGCACUGCAAGAAGAAUUCUGAUACCAAGAGGAUUUCUUUGAGAGAGAGAGAACCAGCUGCUUUGUCAAACUUGUACUGCUGUAAUAUCAUAGUAACUUCACCUGAUUAUUAAUGUGUACUUUUGAACUGAACCAAGCACCACACACUCUUUACCUUGAAAUAAGAGAUGCAGGGACCAGUUACUAUCCCAUCAUGUUUGAUAUCAUAUGAGCAUGGACUUAGGCUUCAAAAAUGUCACAUAGCUGACCACAGCUAAACGUAGUUUAUUGUAACUCUCAUAUGGUAUAAUUUUGUUAAAGGUAAUGAUGUUUUUUUCUCUUUUGUGUGUUAUACUGUGCAGAAGAAGAAGAGUUCCGGUGUCCAGGUUCCAGUGGAUUGUCCUGUUUUUCCCUCCCCUGCCCCCUACCCCUCUAUCCUCCUGCCUGCUCUGUCUAUUGUCCCUGCCUUCUUUCUCUACCUAAGUUUCCUUUUCAAGGUAGGAAACAAUCCGCCUUGAUACAUCCAUCCUGCUCUGUCUAUUUUCUCAGCCUUUUUUCUCUCUCCCUAAGUCUCUCCACAAGGUUGGAAACCAUCCGCCUUGAAUAAUCAAAUACUCAUCCUUGAAAUACUUGCUUUGUUGGUGCUACCACGCAUCCCUGAAAAAACUCACUUGGUUGGUGCUUCAGUGCAUAUUUGACAAAAAUCUACUACUACUACUACGACUACUGGUACUGCUACUACCACUACAGUUAUUACUUGUACCACUACUACUAUUGCUACUACCACUACAACUGCUGCUACUACCACCACUACUACUGCUACUACCAUUAUUACUUCUACCACUACUACUCUUGUUACUACCACUACAACUACUGCUACUACUACUACUACUACUGCUACUAGCACAACUACUACUACCUCUACCAGUACUACUACAACUACGACCAAUUACCUCCAGGAACAAUGCCACGCAAAGGAAAGAGAUCCCAAGCCAAAAAGCUACACUGGCAGAAAUUUCCUGAGUCCCGAGUACCUAAACGAGGGGUGGUGAGUCCUCAUCCUUACAACAGCGGACAGGUAAAUACCCCUGAUUUUUCUAAUGCUAAUGUCACAUGUGUGUUGGCUUCCCGCAGUCAGGGGCAUGAUACAUACGCUGAUUCAAAGAACAGUCAAUGCUCCUGCAACUGUGCUACUUUCCUGGCCUUUCUGCAUGAGUUAGGACAACUCCACACUGCUGAUCUUGAUCUCAUUUUGGACAAAGGCCAUGCAAUGUAUGCUCUAACUCUCGGUCAGUUGGAUGUUGAUGGUCAAAAAGUUGAUAGAUUCUUAAAUAUAGAUGAACUUCCAUCAAUCGUUGUUGGUGACAGACAACAGCACAUAAUGACAAAGUGUCAGUCAGUCAGUGGCGUCUUUACAGCUCCUACCUUGCUAAACAACAACCUUGCAGAUGUACUUCAGUGCUUGUCCGCAGAGGUGAACUACGCAUUUUUGAUAAUGAGUUCAAUGUACAUUGCUGUUUUCCGAGACCAACGCGGGCAGUAUGGCUAUUUUGACCCACACUCUCGACAGCCUGAUGGUUUACCCUCUGGCUUUGGUUUUGGCACAGCUGUCGUCUUUAUUUUCACACAUUUAAAUGAUCUGAUCACAAAGCUUGUGACAUUGUUCUGUGCAGUGGGCUCUGGUCCAAAUGCUUAUUUUGAGCUGACACCUGUACAAUUUCAGACUGUGGAUGAGCUCUCAGGGGGAGAAAAUUUGCCACAUGUAGAGUCUAAUGCAGAUGUUGUUCCAAUAGAGGGGCAGCAAGAACUUCACAUGUCCAGUCUACCUCAGGCUGAAUCUGAGAUAACUGCCCCAAUAAAAUCUAACAGUCAAACUAUGCCAGAUCUUUCUAAACGUAAUAAUCAGGAAAGGAGGAAACUGAAAAGAAGAGUUCUAAAGGGAAAGACAAAAGUUGCAAUUGACAAAAAUUCAAAAGAGCGUGAACGAUAUGCCAAAGACAAAUCGUACCAGCAAUGUAAAAGGUUGCGUAUAGUAAAGCUGUACAGACAAGAUCUAGAGUUUAAACGGAGACAAAGGUCUUACAUCAACCACCGAUACACAAAUGAUGCACAGUUUAAACAGAGACAAAGGUCUUACAUCAACCGCCGAUACACAGAUGAUGCAGAGUUUAAACAGAGACAAAGGUCUUACAUCAACCGCCGAUACACAGAUGAUGCAGAGUUUAAACAGAGACAAAGGUCUUACAUCAACCGCCGAUACACAGAUGAUGCAGAGUUUAAACAGAGACAAAGAUCUUAUAUCAACCGCCGAUACACGCAUAAUGCAGAGUUUAAAUGGAGACAAAUGUUGUACAUAA
Xyrichtys novacula (pearly razorfish) is the source of this 2976-nucleotide messenger RNA. NCBI's taxonomy places the organism in Eukaryota, Metazoa, Chordata, Actinopteri, Labriformes, Labridae. The record is from the annotation of a GenBank genome assembly.